AUUUGUAAAUAUUAUUACACUUAUGUUACCUAGCUCGAUGUGUAACAUCAUUACAAAACAAUUAGUCGUUGAUCAAGUUCCGAGUGAUAAACAUGGACUUCAGUGAUGUAUAUAACUUUGAUGUCAGAGUGAAGAAGGAACCAGAUGAUGUUUCUCCAAUUAAAAAUGAAGAUUAUAAGAUAAUUGACAAUGCAUGCGAUGAUAAAAAUGACGAAUUCUCGAGUUUUUGUCGAGAAAAUUUAAUUUAUGGGCUUCGUGAAAAUGAUGAAAAUUCUGGACCUAAUAACGAUUUGGAAAUAGAAUUCGAAUGUAAGGACGAGAAGCUCGGCAUUAACUUAUUAGUAGUCAAGAAAAUGGAGGACGAUUAUCCAGAUCAAUGGCAGCAUAUGAAAAAUAGUUGCGAUUAUCAGACUCAAAAGAAAAUUAAAGAAGAAAUUGUCGACGAAGUAAAAGAGGAAUUGAAUUUGGAUGGUGAACUCAGUGAUGCAUUUGAUGCAAAUGAAAAAACAUUUGCUCAAAAUAGUCAACGCAAAACCCAAACUGAUAAGGCACGCAAUCGUACCAAAUAUCCAUGUAAUAUAUGCAGUAAAAAAUUUGCACGAAAAGGUAAUCUCAAGGUCCACAUCGAUGGAGUUCAUAAUGGUGUUAAGCAUGCUUGUGGUCUAUGUGCAAAGACAUUUAAACACAAAGGUACUCUCAAAAUUCACAUCGAUGCGAUGCAUAAUGGUAUGGCACAUACUUGCGAAGUGUGCGGAAAGAAAUUCUUAACCAAGACUAAACUCAAGAUUCACAUCGAUGGACUCACAUUAAAACGCAGCACGAAGACAUUGAUCACGCUUGUGUUUUAUGCGGAAAAAAAUUUAAACAUAGAAAAUAUUUAUGCAGACACGUCCAAAGUGUGCAUGAAGGCAAUACCCAAGCACGAAAUCAAUACAAAUGAUCUUAAAACCUUCGAAAGAUAUUAUAAAUGUCCAUCGAAAAAUCAAAAAUUACACGUGCUACAAGUAUGGAAAGGCUUCGGUUCCAAAAGAGACUUGGAUAGGCACGUUACCGCAGUCCAUCAAAAAAUCAAAGAUUACAAAUGUGAAGAGUGCGGCAAGCCUUUGAAGAUAAGAGUAAUCUGA
Messenger RNA from Trichogramma pretiosum, 1124 nucleotides. Its product is annotated as gastrula zinc finger protein xFG20-1-like. Gene Ontology annotation, cellular component: nucleus. NCBI's taxonomy places the organism in Eukaryota, Metazoa, Arthropoda, Insecta, Hymenoptera, Trichogrammatidae. The record is from RefSeq and is a predicted model, not a curated record. Bases 93 to 1124 code for a protein of 343 amino acids. The transcript is spliced from 5 exons.